CGAUGUGACGUCAUUGUUUACAAUAGACCAAUGUAGCUGUUCUGCUGCAGCUUCUUGUUUAGCGGUUUUAAGCCUUCAAGCGUACAUUUUACCCUUUCCGUGCUAUGUGAACAUGUUGGCCAGUUAUAAUACAAUACUGAUUCUGCACAAAAAAAGUAAUGCCAUAGAAGAAUCAGGCAGACAGUUUUCUUCAUCCAGGAGGAGGAGGAGGAGUUCCCCUCAUAAAAUGGCUACUGAACUUCACCAGACUAUAUUUAUGGCCAAGAAGGAGCGCCACAAAAACCUGUUUCUGAACUACAAAAACCUGAACAUUUUCCCAGUGGAGCUCCUGAAAGAUGAAGGACUGCAGUUUUUGGAGAGAUUGUACAUGAAGAGAAACUCACUCACUACACUGCCGGACAGUCUUGCUCAGAAGCUCCCAAAUCUUGUUGAACUGUACUUGCAUUCAAACAACAUAGUCAUCAUCCCUGAAGCGAUUGGAAACUUGUCCAGACUGCAGUCGUUAGACCUGAGCAAUAACGCCCUCCAGCUCCUCUGUCCAGAGAUAGGUCGACUGAGAUCGUUACGACACCUGAGACUGUCCAACAACCAACUUAAAUGUCUUCCUCCAGAGAUUGGUAAUUUGCAGGACUUGGAGACUCUGGAUGUGGCCAUGAACCAGCUGAUGUCACUACCGGACCGCCUGCACCGGUGCCUCUCCUUACAGAACCUGACGGUGGACCACAACCUGCUGAGCCACGUUCCCCGGCAGCUCUGCUGGCUGCACCGCCUCAACCAGCUCUCCAUGGCAGCAAACAGGCUGACCUUCCUGCCACUCGAUCUGGGCAGAUCGUGGGAGCUGCAGUUUGUGUUUGUGGACAACAACGUGAACCUAAAGGGGCUCCCAUCCUACUUGUACAACAAGGUCAUCGGAUGCAGCGGAUGUGGAGUCUCUUCUUUCGUGCUGGAGCGUGGGGCUCUGAGUGAGGCUCUAGGUGAUGUUCUGGUGAGUCUUCCAGCUGAAGUGAAGGUGAUCGGCUCGCAGACGGAUAACGUGGUUCCUCUGGAGGAACUGGCGAUGAGGACUCUGCACCGCCUCUACCACCACCACCCAUCAGGACUCAGCUUGCUGCCCCCCAUCAGUCUCCCAAAGAGCCUGUUGGACCUGCUGCAGUUCCCUUUAGGUCACUGUCACCGGUGCAGCCAAGCCAUGUUCACCAUCAUCUACCCUAAACUGUUCCCCCUGCGGGACACGGCCCUGGCGGGAGUGCACCGCAGGACAACUGUGAGUUUUGUGGCCUAUUGCUGCUCCAGUCACUGCCUGCGCACCUUCGACCUGCAGGGGUGACGUCGUUCCUCCCUCACAGUCCAGCUGCACUCACGAGGGCGUCAGAUUUCAUCCUAUCAACAGAGAGCGAGCUGUGGAUGUCGUGCCACGCAGCCGAGCAAAUGUUUGUCUGGUCUCCACUCCUCUGAUCAACAUUUCAGCUCUUGGAACUCAAACAACAAAACAAACUCAAAACAACUCACGGUGUUUCUAACUAACCGACAGGAAGCGGGAUUUUCUUAUGCGUUUGUGUUAAGUUUCCGCAUCGUAACCUUAAGUUUCCGCAUCGUAACCAUUUUGAGGGACCAGUGCAGCACUGUGCUCAACCACUAACAGUACUGGACCUGAGGCAACUACAAGAGAGCACUUAUAGAAGCAAACACUUGGAUUAGUGCAUUUAUCCAGCACUUCAUGGAGUCAUGUAUGAAGUAUGUUCAUUUGUAGUGUGCGCUGUUUUACUGAUUACUGAAGGUUUAUUAUUUAAAAGUGUGUUUGUUGUAUUAUUUGCAGCUGUAGGUAUAAAAAGUUGUUACAUUAACCACCAACUGCGGCACUGAAAAUGGAGAAAUCAGAAGAAAUAGACAAUUUGUCACACAAGUCACAGCCGCGGUCACAUUUAUCAAUAAAGAGUUGAGGAUUUGGAUCACAAACCAAACCUCUCCGUUCCUUUUAAA
This is a messenger RNA of Nematolebias whitei (Rio pearlfish), 1980 nucleotides long. RefSeq names its product leucine rich repeat containing 28 (gene lrrc28). Bases 113 to 1327 code for a protein of 404 amino acids. The record is from RefSeq and is a predicted model, not a curated record. Gene Ontology annotation, molecular function: protein binding. Lineage: Eukaryota; Metazoa; Chordata; Actinopteri; Cyprinodontiformes; Rivulidae. The transcript has 10 exons.